AUGGCCACCUCAAUCCCCUGGACAAGCAUCAAAGUCGUGACCUUCGACAUCUUCGGCACCCUCCUCGACGACGAACGCGGCCUCGCCGCCGCCGCCCGCGCAACUUCUCUAGCUCCCUACCUACCCAGCUCCCACGCAGAUCUCAUACGUGGUAUCAAAGCCCACGACAGUAUCAUCCAGCGCGAGACUCCCACCAUGCUCCAACGAGAUGUGGUAGCCGAAGGCUUUCGACGUUAUGCGAAGGACAUAGGCGUAGUCGAGAAAGGCCAGCUGGCCCAGGAGGAAGUGGAGACUGCUGCGAGGGAGUACGGUGGGAAGAUGGGAGAAUAUCCCGCGUAUGAGGACUCGGUUGCUGCGAUGCAGUCGUUGAAGAAGAGGUAUCGUCUUAUCCCGCUGACGAACGUGGAUCACCAGUCGUGGAAGGAGGUGAUCGGUGGGCCACUAAAGGGCUGCGACUUUGAUGCGGUGUAUAUGGCGGAGGAUGUUGGGUCGUAUAAGCCCGACCUGAGGAACUUUCGAUAUCUGUUCGAUCAUGUGAAGCAGGAGUUCGGACUAGAGAUGGAUGACAUUUGUCAUCUUGCGCAGAGUUUGACGCAUGAUCAUGGGCCGGCGAAAGAGCUGGGGCUGAGGAGCGUCCGGGUUGAUCGUAAGGGAUUGAUGGAUGGGGAUCCGGUUGAGAGGCAGGAGAAGUAUGGCUAUCAUUUGAGGGUGCAGAGUUUGAAAGAACUGGCGGAGAUUGUUGAGCAGGCAUUCGAGGUCGUAGUACGUCAGGCUACGUAG
Molecule: messenger RNA, 780 nt
Organism: Zymoseptoria tritici IPO323
Lineage: Eukaryota; Fungi; Ascomycota; Dothideomycetes; Mycosphaerellales; Mycosphaerellaceae
Exons: 1
Coding region: 1-780 (259 amino acids)
Source: RefSeq, a predicted model, not a curated record